AUGGAGUGCCAUGCCGGGCUUGUGCAGGCGAAAGAGUCACGUGAUAGAGGGCAGCCUUCAGCUACGCUCGCGAACAAAAGUUUACUUCUGCACGCUCUCUUGAGCCACCGUCUACAAUGCAUCUCUGAUCCCGUUUCUGCUGCUUUUCAUUCGUACAAGCUCUGUCAGGGAUACUGUCUUCUGUGCGAAACUCUCAUGAGACGCCCUGUAUUCACUGCCGUCUCUAAGUCUGCGGACCAGAGUGACGGGAGGGGAAAGCAGUGGCCAGAUUGACCGAGCGUUAUCUUCAUCGCAGCGCUGUCAAGCGUUGGAAGCCAUUCCUUUCUCUAGAUGCUCUGCAAGUUUGGAAUCUAAAUGGAUGAAGUACGGUACACAUGGUUUCUAUUGGCUUGCUUGCGCGU
This is a messenger RNA of Mixia osmundae IAM 14324, 401 nucleotides long. RefSeq lists its product as uncharacterized. The transcript has 4 exons. The coding region runs from base 1 to 273 and encodes 90 amino acids. The record is from RefSeq and is a predicted model, not a curated record. Lineage: Eukaryota; Fungi; Basidiomycota; Mixiomycetes; Mixiales; Mixiaceae.